Molecule: messenger RNA, 906 nt
Organism: Necator americanus (New World hookworm)
Lineage: Eukaryota; Metazoa; Nematoda; Chromadorea; Rhabditida; Ancylostomatidae
Exons: 9
Coding region: 1-906 (301 amino acids)
Biological process (GO): protein folding in endoplasmic reticulum
Cellular component (GO): EMC complex
Molecular function (GO): protein binding
Source: RefSeq, a predicted model, not a curated record
AUGAGCUAUGCUGCUGGGAAGGACUGGACUAACGUAUCGUUCGAAGUGGGUAGGCUUCAACUUCGUGAAUGGCGUGAAACAAGUGCAAGAAGAAGCGAAGAGGUUGUAGAACUGUGGGAACACGUCGUGAGCCGUUCACCCUCUUCGCUUGGUGAUGAAUUAUGGAUUGUUUAUGAACAGGUAUGCGUUGCUGCACUAGAUUGUGCUCGACUCGAUUUGGCUGGUGAAUGUAUUUCUGCUUUAAAUAAUCGUUUUCCGCGAAGCAAUCGUGUUCUCAGACUUCGGGCGAUGCAUCAUGAGGCAGCCGACCAAUUCGAUACUGCCUUAGCGUUAUAUGAGAGACUAAUUGAGGAUGAUCCUACCAAUAAUUCUUUUCGCAAACGAAAAGUGGCUGUUUUAUUAGCACAAGGAUUACGGCUUGAAGCAAUUCGUGAACUUAAUGACUACCUCAAGAUAUUUCUAAACGAUUCGGAGGCAUGGCUUCAGCUGAGCGAACUAUUUUUGGCUGAAUCUGAUUUCGCCAAGGCAGCCCAUUGCCUAGAAGAAUGCGUACUUGCAGCGCCUCUCAACACGUUGUAUCUUCGGCGUCUUGCCGAUAUUCGAUACACUCAAGGUGGACAAGAGAACAUAGAACUUGCCCGUGCUUACUAUGAACAAGCAGCCAAACUUAAUCCUGUUGAUCUACGCGCAUUAUAUGGCAUAGUUCUGUGUACUAACUAUUUAUCGAAUCACAUGAAGGGAUCUGGUGGUGAUAAGAAGAGGGAUCUGAUUGCAGCCGGUGGCAGUGCUAUCGAUAAGAUUUUGGCCAUAUAUGAAGAGGUUGAAAGCAGAGAUGAGAAUCCGAACAUACCACUUGUAAUGGAUGCUGUAAAACAGAUGAAGACUCAAUUAUCUACCUCUAAGUGA